AGAUUUCUGAUAUUUAUUAAAAUAAGCUAUUAAAUCAUAUGUAAAUUAGAUAUGUCACUACAGAAUGGGCUCAUACACAAAAUAGACAUAAUUUAAAGCUCAAUAGCAGUUGAAGGGAAUGAUGUAAAGUCACAAAACCAUCUGUAAAGUGUUCAUCUAGGUGUUAGGUAUGACGCACACCUUUUAGAUUUUUGAUAUUUAACCCUACAAUGCAUGAAACAAAAAAACCUUCACGAAUGCAUAAAGGCGGUCAAAAUGACCCGUACUGAAUUGAAUGGUUUUCUUCAAAAAGUACAUGUCCUAUUAAUUAAAUAAUUUAUAUAUAUAUAUAUAUUGAGCUUUAAUUUAUGGUAUAUUUUGUGUAUGGGCCCAUUCGGUAGUGAAAUAUGUGGCAAUAUUUACAUAUGAUUUAAUAGUUUAUUUUAAUAAAUAUCAGAAAUAUAAAAGGCGUGCUUCAUACCUGACACCUAGAUGAACACUGUACAGUUGGCCUCAUGACUAUACAUCAUUCCCUUCAAAUGCUAUUGAAGUUAGAAACGUGCAAACCAGUUACUAGAAGUUUUGGCACUGCGUGCAGGUGCCAAGUCCUGCUGGAAAAGGAGAUCAGCACAUCCAUAAAGCUUGUCAGCAGAUGGAAGCAUGAAGUGCUCUAAAAUCUCCUGGUAGAUGCUGCAUCGACUCUUGACUUGAGAAAACACAGUAGACCAACACCAGCAGAUGCCAUGGCACCUCAAAUCAUCACUGACUGUGGAAACUUCACACUGGACUUCAAGCAACUUGGAUUCUGUGCCUCUCCACUCUUCCUCCAGACUCUGGGACCUUGAUUUCCAAAUGAAAUGCAAAAUUUACUUUCAUCUGAAAAGAGAACUGAGCAGCGGUCCAGUUCUUUUUCUCCUUAGCCCAGAAUGAGAGGUUUGUCUGAAGAGUUGUGUACAAUGUUGUUGACAAACAGCUGUGAGAAGUCUGAAGCGGCGCUGAGUUAGCUAGCUAGCUAGCUGCUGUGGCUAACCAUAACUACUUAUAGUGUGUUCUCCAGGUGUUGUGGUGUCCUCAAGAUCAAAGCAAACUAAUAUUCAAGAUCCAUGGCUGUGGGUGAGGAAAGUGAAACCGUGGGCACCCCGCUCCCUCUUCCUGUCCACUUCUCCCACGCCGAGCAGUCUUUCUCCCUGAAGAAGCGUCAUCUCCUGUUCUCCUCGUCCUCUCGCUCCUCAUCGUCCACCUCCCCCUCUCACCUGCUCCCUCCUCGGCCUCCGUCCAAAGGCUGCCCCCCCCUGAGCCGGGUCUUCCCUCAGCGCCGGUCCCAUUGGGCGCCUCUGUCUCAGGCUCUGAUCGAAAACCCGCCACCGCUUUCCAUCUACGACCCGUCCAAGCUGCAGUCCUUCUUCAACCAGUGCUUCGUCAACCUCGGCCUUGUCGGGCACGGUUCAUUCGGAGAGGUUUACAAGGUGCGGAGUGUUGUGGACGGGCGCGAGUAUGCAGUGAAGCGUUCGGCGCAGCGUUUCCGCAGCGACGCGGAGCGAGCGUGCUGCGUUCGCGAGGCUCUGAAUCACGAGCGUCUCCGUCCUCAUCCUCACGUGCUGGGCUUCUACGCCGCCUGGGAGGAGGCCGAGCGGCUCUACAUCCAGACUGAGCUCUGCUGCACGAGUCUGCUGCUGCACGCCGAAACGCAGCCCGCGACCGCAGGUGAGCAGCAUGCAUGGGAUUACCUGUGCGACCUGCUGUUCGCUCUGGGUCACCUACACUCGCAAGGGUUCGCCCAUCUCGACCUCAAACCGGCCAACGUGUUCCUCACCCGCUCCGGCCGACUCAAACUAGGGGACUUCGGUCUGCUGCUGGAGCUGGAGCGAGGGACGGAAAACGAGCGAGUGGCGGCGCGAGGGACGAAGGAGAAACACGAUGCACAGGAAGGAGAUCCGCGCUACAUGGCUCCUGAACUGCUCAGGGGAGACUACGGAGCUGCGGCAGACAUCUUCAGCCUGGGCGUGUCCAUCCUGGAGCUGGCGUGUAGUAUAGAGGUUCCUAAAGGAGGCGAGGGGUGGCAGCAGCUCAGAAAGGGACUUUUACCGUCAGAAUUCACUAACGCCCUGUCCCUGGAGCUGCAGCAUGUAAUCAGGCUGAUGUUAGUUCCAGAUCCCAGAGACAGAGCGACAGCAGAGCAGCUCCUGUCUCUGCCUUCUGUCCGCAAACGGGGGUGGAGACGCCGACUACGCCUCCAUCUCCGAGAGAGCUGGCUGUGUGUACUCGCCCUCGGCCAGUCCCUCUUCUGUGCACUCUUCGGCCUGCUCUCGACUCUAAAUCUUCCCCUGAUCUCUCGCCAUGACCCCCCGGCACCCCAUACACCUCCUCGGGAACCCUGGGACGUCGACGGCGACCUAAGCGCCCUGCAGCGCAGCAGCGCGCUCUCCGACUCGGCCAGCGACGACCCGGUGUUUGUACCAGGACCGCUGGUGUUAGAACACUCCCCUUCUUCAUUCGCACACAGACUCCAGGCCAGAUUCUCAGUGGGAAGCACUUCGACGCCCGCACACACCCCCUCAGACACCUCACACGCGCGCUCGCCCCGUCUCAGUCCGAUCCGCUCGAGUUCCGCAAAACACUCCGAGCGCAGCUUCGAGCCCAAAAACCUGAUCACGCUCUUCGACGAAGCUUCUCUAGAGAGUGAGCCGUAACGAGACAACGCGUCGUGUUUAUUGCUGCAAACGUUCUGAAAAUUUUCGUAAAUUUUCGUACGUUUUCAUCUUUCAUUUACUGUGUGUGUUUUUUUUUUUAAGAGAUUCUGUAUUAUAUUAUAUUAUUACAUGUCGAGAAUGGUGCAGUGCUUUCUAAUGUUGCUGGGUUGUUAUUUUUUUUUAAACUCUGUAAAUGAUCAUCCCUUUUUUUUUUGUGAUGAUCGCGUUAACCCGUGUACAUCAUUUGUUGAUGAAGCUGUCGACGACUAAAGAUCGAAUUGUGUUCA
Messenger RNA from Ictalurus furcatus (blue catfish), 2956 nucleotides. It is a transcript of the gene pkmyt1, whose product is annotated as protein kinase, membrane associated tyrosine/threonine 1. Gene Ontology annotation, biological process: protein phosphorylation. The transcript has 10 exons. The record is from RefSeq and is a predicted model, not a curated record. Bases 1083 to 2669 code for a protein of 528 amino acids. Gene Ontology annotation, molecular function: ATP binding; protein kinase activity. Lineage: Eukaryota; Metazoa; Chordata; Actinopteri; Siluriformes; Ictaluridae.